Cyanistes caeruleus (blue tit) is the source of this 468-nucleotide messenger RNA. Lineage: Eukaryota; Metazoa; Chordata; Aves; Passeriformes; Paridae. The record is from RefSeq and is a predicted model, not a curated record.
AAAUUCCAUCCUUUUUUUUUUCCAGGUUCACGGCUCUUCCGAGGCUUUUUGGAUCCUGGUGGAGGAUGUGGACAGUGAGGUGAUCUUGCACCACGAAUAUUUCCUGCUCAAAGCCAAAUAUGCCCAGGAUGAGCAUCUGGUGACGUUCUUCGUUCCCGUCUUCGAGCCGCUGCCGCCGCAGUAUUUCAUCCGCGUGGUGUCCGACCGCUGGCUCUCCUGUGAGACCCAACUCCCCGUGUCAUUCCGACACCUGAUCCUUCCGGAAAAAUACCCUCCUCCCACGGAGCUGCUGGACCUGCAACCGCUGCCGGUGUCGGCUCUUCGGAACAGCUCCUUCGAGAGCCUCUACCAGGACAAAUUCCCCUUCUUCAACCCCAUCCAGACUCAAGGUGGCCGUUCCCUGAUGCGUUUUCCCGGGAUUUGGGUGUAUUCCCGAGGGUUUUUUUUGGGGAUGGGGGUGUUGGAGAG